AGUUCGGUUUUUAAUUAGCAAAAAAGCGCCGUCGUUAGUUUGCUGUUGUUUCCAGUACCUGUAGCUCACUCCUAAAGUUUUAACUCUGUUUUUUUUUUAUAUAUAUUAUUUAAGAAAUUAAAUACAAGUUAGUUUUGUCUUCAAUUCAAGCGACUUCGAAGUCGAUUUCGGGGGAGCAAUGAGUUUCCUGUUUGGCAAUCGCUCUUCAAAGACCUUCAAGCCGAAGAAGAACAUUCCUGAAGGUUCCCACCAGUACGAGCUGCUGAAGCAUGCGGAGGCGACGCUGGGCAGCGGGAAUCUGAGGCAGGCUGUCGUGCUGCCGGAGGGAGAGGACCUCAAUGAGUGGAUCGCAGUCAACACUGUGGAUUUCUUCAACCAGAUCAACAUGCUGUACGGGACGAUCACAGAGUUCUGUACUGAGAUCAGCUGUUCUGUGAUGUCAGCUGGGCCCAGAUACGAGUAUCACUGGGCAGACGGCACCAACAUUAAGAAGCCCAUCAAGUGCUCGGCUCCCAAGUACAUCGACUACCUGAUGACCUGGGUUCAAGACCAGCUGGACGACGAGACCCUCUUCCCAUCCAAGAUCGGCGUGCCGUUCCCCAAGAACUUCAUGUCCGUGGCGAAGACGAUCCUGAAGCGUCUGUUCAGAGUCUACGCCCACAUCUACCACCAGCACUUCGACUCGGUCAUGCAGCUGCAAGAGGAGGCGCACCUCAACACGUCCUUCAAACACUUCAUCUUCUUCGUUCAGGAGUUCAACCUGAUUGACCGCAGAGAACUGGCACCCCUCCAGGACCUGAUCGAGAAGCUGGGCUCGAAGGACAGAUAGACGGGCGCAGAAACAGACAGACAGACAGACACGCUCCCAGAUUCAGCAUCCUACCUACAGUACAACCUGGUUUCUGUUGCAGAAGCUUCUGCUAAAUGUUUAGGGGGAAAAAAAAACAAAACAACAACAACUUGAAAACUUAACUUCAUCCUGACUGAAUGUGCACGCAGUGAAGCUCGGAGUGGCUUGCUUUUUUGGGGGUGGGGGGCUCUAUUCUCACCGAAGCAGAGCCCUUACGCAGUUUUACAGUUUUAAUAAAAUGUGAUUUUUUUAAAAAAAAAAAAAAAAAAGGAAAGCAAACUAUAUCAAAGCCAAGGUUUUGUAACAGACCUGCCGUGGCCUAAUAGUCAGUUUAUUCAUUUUCAAAGUGUGAAAUCGUACAGCAUGCAACAAGUUCCAAAACAAGCGAUAUGCAGUUACUUUGGUGAAAGAAUAAAUCGAUUAGCUUGCUUUUUUUUGCUUUUUUUUUUUUAAAACAGUGUUUUCACGGUAGAGUUACAUGUCGUAGGUUUGCAGUAUUGUAACAGACAUUCAGAAGGCUAGUGUCUGUCUGCAGGAGUUUCUGUUUUAAUACAUUCAGGGUUUCCAGUUUUAAUUAACUUAGCAGUGCAGUCUUUUAAAAUAAAAUGCUUUUUAUUUUUAUUUUUUCUAAACGCGUGUGUGUGUGUAUGGGCUGGAGAGGAGGUCUGUAGUAGAAAGUAAUUGACCCGAGGGAAGACUAUUGUUCUAUGUUUUGUUUAAAUAUAGCUGAUACAGCAUAAGUAAGUAAAUAAAUAAGUAACAAUGUUUCUGAAGUUCAUACCGUGCAGUUGGCAAAGUUUUUGGUUUGCAGACUGCUGCACAAUCCAGUUUAUAUCUCGCCUGUCCUAUCUGUUCACGUCGUCGAUUUGAAUUUCAGAGAGUCAGAAAACCGUGACGUUUUUUAAUCAUCAUUUUAGUGUUGGGAGCAUCUUUCUUUUCUUAGUAUGUUUUGUAAUUCUUGUUCUGUUGACUCGCAGAAUCUGUGUUCAGUUAGUUUCUUUUGUCAAGUGUGCCUGGGGAGAAAGGCGUUUCUUUGAAAAGGGACCGGGACUGACAGUGAUGUGAACCAAUCGCGUGACGUUGUUUUCCUCCUAUGGUGAUGUUUUAACCAAUCACAGGCCAGGAUUUCCAGUAUAUGUACAAUAGACCUGUGAAUAUGGGUUUUCAAAAAGCAGUCUUUUGGCUUGUUCAGCUACCAUGCGGCAAAAGCACAAAUGAUUAAAGAUAAAUAGAUAUAAAACUUGUGGAUCUGUUGACGUUUUCAAACUUUUCGUUGCCAGGUUGAUUUUGAAUAAAAGCUUGGUUUGCGAUUUUAAGACUUGGUGCACUUUGAAACGAUUCUUGUCAGAUUGAUUCUUGUAUGCAUUGAUUUUGAUGUUAUAUUUGAUCAUUUUUAAAGCACAUUUCAAAACCCAUAGCGCUAUCAACCAUUCUACAUGGCAAAAAAGUGAGGAAAAUAAAAAUACUUGAAAAAAAAUCAGACACCGUGUAGGGCUAGGGUUGUGUUUUAUUUUUUAUAAAUGAAUAUUAAUGCAACCCAAGCUCCAAGCAGGGAUACUAUAUUUGUAUUUUAUUUAGUGUUUUUUUUUUUUUUUUUAAUGGAGCGUAUCAAAAAAAUAAUAGACAAAUUGCGAAAUUUUGGAGAAUUAUAUAUACAUAUAUAAAAAUAAAUUCUCCAGCCGGUGUGUUAUAUCUGUGUUUUAAAACUAUUGAAAUUGUCAGAAGACUUCAUUGUGACAUCAGCUGCCACAGUCCUGGCUUGAGUAGGUAUUUAAUUUCUAGUUGGCCAAUUGCAGAAGUUUAUUUGCUUGUUAAUAAACUGUCGUUAGAUGUGCCAUGCGUGCCUGUGUGUAUCGUUACAGCUCAUACUUAACAUGUAUGUUUCCUGCUCUAGUCAGACACAGGCUGGUAUGUAAUGCCACUGAUACCCUAUGCACACGACCAUCACUAUGUGAAAACGUGAUUGUGAGUGGCAGUCGUGUGGUUUAAAUGCACAUUAUUUGGUUAGUGUGGAUAGCUUAUAGAAUAAUAGCGUUAACUCUGCGUACCGGUCUUUGUAUGUCCUUUUUUUUUUUUUUUAAUGGAGCAGGAAACUACCAAGCCUCAAAACACACUCAAGGUACUUAUGAGCUCCGAUUUGAUAUUUUACUAACAUCUAACUAAACUUUGGCAAGUGGGUAAUUGCAUAUUAAUGAAAUACUUUUGUGCCACUUGAAAAAUGCCACCCAAAAGAAAAAUUUUGUACAUGAUCUGUGUGCAAAUUGAUGAUCCUGAAAUCCACAAUAGUGCCGCCCCCCCAAAUGUUGUUUAUAACAGAGGGGUGUCCUGUAAUAAUAAUAACAUAUUAACAAUAAUAUUAAUAAUCUUUAGGGGACAGCAGUAUAGCUAAAAGAAUGUGUGCUUUUUUGAUUUUGUGGUUUUAUACACAUGAUGUAAACUUUUGUUUUUAUAUUCAAUCAUGUAUGUUAAUGCCACCUGUGCUGUAAUAUUUUUUUUUUCUGUUAUAUAUACUUGAUCUCUUGGUUUUAAAUUUUUUUUUUUUUUUUUUUGUAUGUUUCGAUCUAAAUAACAUUGUUUGCCAUGUGUUAGUAGCGAUAACACAGUCUGCUAUAUCUAAAUGGGGUUUUACUACAGCAUGUUUUCCCUGUGUGGUGUGUGUUUAAAAUUGAAUAUAGUAUUUUCUAUAGCGGUAAAAACGAGAAAUAUUUUGGACCAAUCGGCUUAUUAAACCUACCUUUUUAAUGCCUUGGAAAAACUUCCUGUGUGGAAGGUCUGUAUAUCUUUUUGUUUUUAAAUCUUAUUGUAGGACUUGUUCCACUUUGUCAAUCACUUAUUUUUGUUUGUUUUAAAAGUGUUCUCUUUUGUAUUAAAUGCGUGUUUGGUUCACAGAAACACGUGCUUUAUUAAAUUAGCAUCUCAGCA
Polyodon spathula (Mississippi paddlefish) is the source of this 3772-nucleotide messenger RNA. RefSeq names its product MOB kinase activator 1A. Gene Ontology annotation, cellular component: cytoplasm; nucleus. Gene Ontology annotation, biological process: hippo signaling; positive regulation of protein phosphorylation. Bases 179 to 829 code for a protein of 216 amino acids. Lineage: Eukaryota; Metazoa; Chordata; Actinopteri; Acipenseriformes; Polyodontidae. The transcript is spliced from 6 exons. The record is from RefSeq and is a predicted model, not a curated record. Gene Ontology annotation, molecular function: protein kinase activator activity.